AUGCAGGUGUUGGAAAAAGAGAGCGACCGUGUGUUAAAGAAACAACGUCAAUGCGUUGCUUAUAUUGAUCAGCAACUCGACGAAUUACUUUCGCAGAUCGGGAGCGCCAAAAAGCAGCUUGAGGAUCGACAAAAAGAACUCAGUCGCAAGAAAAAUGGUCACUUUGCGAGUAGCUCAAUGGGCGAAGGCAACCUGGUGACUAGCAGUAGCAAUGCAACGCAAACUUUAUGCCAUUUCGUCAAUGUCGGUUAUGAAAAGCCUUUAGAAAACUCAAGGAUGCCGUGUGGAAGUGCAAGCGCACAAAACGAUGUGGCAGUAGAGACACAGGAUGACGAGACCGAACACAUUGUUAGAGACUUUAUAAGACGGGCAAAAUAUUUAAAUGCCGACCAAAAUGUGACAAAUGAGCUCAAGGCCAUUCAUGUAUUGCUGUCAAAGUUCUCUAAGCAGAUAGAUAAGAGCCUCUCUACCGACAUCAGCAAGGUGUGUCGCAGUAACGAAGUGAAGCAAAAACUUGUGUGCCAAUUAGUUGCAGAGUAUCUGUAUCAGGACGGGCAGAUCGAAGCAGCAGACGCCAUGUGCAAGGAGGCAAACCUCGAGCUACCUCCAACAUUCCGAAACUGCUUCGUCGAAUUGCAUCAAAUUUUAAAAGCUUUAAGAAUACAUGAUAUGCAACCUGCUCUAGACUGGGCACGAAAACACCGCAAAGAUUUAGAACAACUAAAUAUUGACGUUGAGUUUGAGCUGAUUCGGCUCAAGUAUGUGGAUAUUCUUGAGUCUUCAGCAGACAUGAUGGAUGCAGUUAAUCUCGCUAACAAGGAGCUUCCCUACUUUCAUCACACCCAUACUGAAGAGGUUGGUGUAUUGAUGAGUUGUGUGCUGUUUAAAGGAAAAUUAGAGGAGUCUCCCUACAAAACCCUUUUUAAAACUAAUCGAUGGGAAAAAAUUCAAGAUACUGUUAUGCAUGCUUGGUGCUGCCUUCGUCGAGUUCCGUUCCGGUCUUAUUUAGGGAUAUGCUUAUCGACAGGUGUCUCUGCGCUACCCGCUAUGCAAAAGCUUGUGUCGCUUACGGAUAGUAAGCUUAUUGAUUGGGAUAGAAUGGAAGAACUUCCUGUGGAAAUCCCUAUCCCGCAAGAAUUUCGCUUUCAUAACGUAUUCUCGUGCCCCGUUUCAAAAGAAGAAAGUACGCCAAACAAUCCACCUAUUUUGCUGAAAUGUGGUCACGUUAUCUGUCAUUCCUGUGUCAAGCGAUUCUCCUACAACAUGACCCGGAGAUUCAAGUGCCCCACCUGCCCUAUUGAACAAACAGAAGAAGAAACGCUCAAGCUUUUUUUCUAA
Messenger RNA from Plasmopara halstedii, 1338 nucleotides. RefSeq names its product rmd5 family protein. The coding region runs from base 1 to 1338 and encodes 445 amino acids. The transcript is spliced from 8 exons. Gene Ontology annotation, cellular component: nucleus; cytoplasm; GID complex. Gene Ontology annotation, molecular function: ubiquitin protein ligase activity; protein binding. NCBI's taxonomy places the organism in Eukaryota, Oomycota, Peronosporomycetes, Peronosporales, Peronosporaceae. The record is from RefSeq and is a predicted model, not a curated record. Gene Ontology annotation, biological process: proteasome-mediated ubiquitin-dependent protein catabolic process.